GACGCGACCCCUCACUAUAAGGACCCGUCUUGGUGUGCCCUAGCCUCUAUUUUACCCUCUCUUUAUAUCCCUCACCUAGUCGCAAUGGCCAAAACUGCUACAGAAACCACUACCAAAACCGCCACCAAACGCGCAAAUGCAAAGACAUCGCGUGCAAAAGCAGAUAAAUCUGAUAAGCCAAAACGUGCCCCUACAGCUUACAAUCUAUUUGUUCAAUCACAUAUGAAGCCGUGGCUUGAAGCUCAUCAGGGAAAGACCGUAAAAGAUGCUAUGGUCGAGAUAGGUGCCCUAUGGCGCGAAGCACCUGAGAAUCCUAAUCGUGGCAAGGAUCCAAAGGCGAAGAAGGCAAAAGAACCUAAAGCAAAAGAGCCUAAAAGUUCUCCUAAACCCAAGCCUUCUAAAAAGAAGGCGCCAGAGCCAGCGUCGAGUGAUGUAGAAAAUUCCGACGAUGAUAGUGAAGAAUAAUUCAUUCGUGCGUCUGUGCCCGUAAUCACUCAAAAUCACUGUACCUAUAUUUCGUUAAUUUUAUUCCUAGUGUAUGUCCUUACUUCAAUUCUUUGGUCUUAUGUGAUUGAGAUGUAUGUAUGCUACAUUGUACAUUUCCUAUUAUUCUUUAGACACGGACUGUUGGCAAGGCAGUUGUAUGUACGCCAUACCUUUGUCGACACGGAUAAUCUGACAUCUUUCAGGAGGACAAUGAAGACGUUGACUUGAGCCUG
Serpula lacrymans var. lacrymans S7.9 is the source of this 719-nucleotide messenger RNA. RefSeq lists its product as uncharacterized. Lineage: Eukaryota; Fungi; Basidiomycota; Agaricomycetes; Boletales; Serpulaceae. The transcript is spliced from 5 exons. Bases 85 to 465 code for a protein of 126 amino acids. The record is from RefSeq and is a predicted model, not a curated record.